This is a messenger RNA of Boleophthalmus pectinirostris (great blue-spotted mudskipper), 2939 nucleotides long. Its product is annotated as GTPase IMAP family member 9-like. NCBI's taxonomy places the organism in Eukaryota, Metazoa, Chordata, Actinopteri, Gobiiformes, Gobiidae. Bases 106 to 1059 code for a protein of 317 amino acids. Gene Ontology annotation, molecular function: GTP binding. The transcript has 2 exons. The record is from RefSeq and is a predicted model, not a curated record.
AAUGACCACUCCCUCUGACAAAAUUAAAAGCGAAACCCUGUGACUACCAGACCGAGUGAACCAGACUGCAGAAACAAAACUGUGCACUCAGGAUUAAACAGUGACAUGGAGCAACAAGAGACAAGGAUUAUUUUACUGGGAAAAACUGGAUCAGGAAAGAGCAGCCUGGGCAACACUAUAUUUGGAGAAAAAAUAUUCAAAGCCAAAAGUUCACCAAAGUCUGUGACCAGUGACAGUAAGUUUGAUAAAAAAGUGAUUGAAGGUAAAACCAUUCGUCUGAUCGACACUCCGGGUGUUUUUGACACAGACCAAAACAAAUCUGAUCUAAGUGAGAAGUUUUAUAAUUGUGUAAAAGACUGUGCCCCUGGACCCCACGCAUUUCUGCUGGUGCUCGAAGUUAAGAGAUACACUCAACAGGAGAAGGAUGCAGUCAAAGAAACACUGAAAUAUUUCUCAAAAGAAGCUCUGAAAUUCACCACUGUGGUCUUCACUCAUGGAGACCAGCUGGAGGACGAGAGGAUUGAGGAUUGGAUUAAGGACAGUGAAGCUCUGUGCGACCUGGUGCAGAAAUGUGGAGGUCGCUGUCAUGUGUUUGAUAAUAAAUACUGGAACAACAGUCAGGACCCAUACAGGAACAACCAGUAUCAGGUCACAGAGCUGCUCAAGACCAUCGAACAGACUGUGGAGAAGAACGGAGGAGGAUGCUACACCAAUGGCUUCUGGCAACAUAUUAAACACAUGAAAAUAAAAGGGGUCCCAAUAAAAUACCUGUUGUUAGCUUUACUUGGUGGAGCAGUGGCUGGAGGAGCUGCUGUUGUUGCUAAAUUGGUAUUUGAUGCCUCAUGGGCAGUUACAGCAGCAGCGGGCAUAGGGAGCGGUUGUGCAGCAGGUGCAGUGGGUGCAUAUGUUCUGGCACCAGAAGAAGUGGGUGCAGUGGUUUCUAGUGCAGGCAGUGAAAUGAAGAAGGUGACAGAAAAUGCAGUGAAUAAAGUCCUUAAUUUACAUAAAGUAUCAGGUAGUUCCUGCAUGCUCGAGGCAAACAAAUCAAAGACAAACUAACAAUCAUAUGAAAGGAAAUAGUCCACUCUUGUUUUUUAUAGUAACCACACUGACUUUAUGUGAUUCACUCAUUGUAAUCUGUAGUGCCAUCAUUAAACAGGUGUAGUUGGAGGGGAAGCUUGGACAAAUGGAAAACUUUACUCAUAACACUAUAUUAUGAUUAUUUGUGUAAAUGAAUACCAAAAUUGUGUAUAACAUGAUCAUAAUCUCCUGCCUCUGUACUAUUUAAUCAAACACACAUUAUGUAGAGUAAAAAUUUAAAAUAAAAUUUAAUUCAUUUUUAUUUUAUUUAAAUUUAUUUACAUUUUCAUUGACCCUGUAUGAAUAGAAACUACUCACACUAUUAGCCACAGUUACUUUGAGAUCAUUGCCAUAUAAAACACAAUUUUUCCAUUUUCAGCAAUGUUAUCAUGUGACACCCAGGCAGUAAUGAGAUUUCUAGACUUCACUUUAUUCAUAAUCAAUGAAUAUAAAUCAUGUUCAUCACUUUGGGACCAUAACAGUUCAGUUUCUACACCUAUAGUCAUGAACACAUGUUUAUAUAGUUGUUCAGAUGAAAUGUAUAUUAAUCCUUUUUAUAUUCUUACUCUUAUAUGCAGUUUUAAACUGUGGAUGUUUAUUGGGACACUUCUGAUCUAUGCUUUUUCAAUACUGAUGUUAUGGCGCAACAAUGGAGGGACCCAAAAAUGGACUUCAGACCGGUUAAAAAAAAUGGAAAAGGAGAAUUUAUUUUACAAAGGGCAAAAUGAGGGCAGAAGCAGGGCUUGGAGGAGGGCAGGAGGAGGGCAGAAGCAGGGCUUGGAGCAGGGCAGAAGCAGGGCUUGGAGUAGGGCAGAAGCAGGGAUCACUGAAGGGCAGAGAACGCAAGUAAGAAAAAUGUUUGGCAAAAGGCAAGCAGCAAAAACGUAGAAUCUAGGAGCCAAGAGGUUCACCGCGUGCAGGUAGGAACAAUCUGGCAGAGUCUCACAGGUGAGCAGGUGUCAAGUAGUGGCUCUUGAUUGCUUGCAGGUGCGAUGAAUCAGGACCAGGAGACUCCGCCCAAACACACACACACACACAGGGAGGGGAGCACCAGCCAUGACAACUGAGGUCUCAAUAGUACACCAAUGCUACGCUGUGGGACAUGCAACAACAAAUGACACAUUACACACAAUCAAAAUCAGUCUUCAUUUGGAUGUUAGAUCUAAACUUUAAAGGGCCUAUACUACACUCUUUUAUGAUCUAUGUGAUAAUGUUGUUUCCUAAUAAAAGUUAUAGCUGGACUUGUGUUUUGUUUCAUUCACACAUGUUGAACACACAAACCCUACAUAUUUUGGCUGAAUUCUUCUCUCACGCAGAGAACACUCACCUUCACCUUGUGAUGUCAUGUGGUAAUACAGGAAAUGCUCCACUGUGUUUUUAAGCUCCAUACACCUUCACUAGAUUCAUUUUGAUCAUUUCAGCUUUGGAAUUGAGUAUCUGUAUGAACUAAAGGGAAAAGCUGUUGACUUGGGUGUUGUUCUUUUUCUUUGUCUGUAUAAAGUGUUAAAAGCCAUACUAUUCUUUCUCUAAUCCUUUCUCUCACAGGAAGACUCUAGAUACUUUUGGGUUUGCGAUUUACAUGUCUGCUGUUUAUUUCACAUGCUAAGUGUUUGAUCAUCCUGACCUGUACUCAGAUGCUAAUGUAAAGGUGUUAAUUAAAGGUGUUACAUUGCUGAGCUAAGAAAGCCAAAUGGCCGGCCAGACUGACCUAAAUGCAAACUGUUCUUGGGGCAGUGCUUGGACCUCAGAGAGUAUUUAAGUGUUGUUACCCCAUUGCUCUGGGCUCACUGCUAUCAGAAACUUUGUCUGUCAGUAAUGGGACUGUUUGGUGCAAAUGUAAUAAACCAAUAUAGACAGUC